This is a messenger RNA of Brassica oleracea var. oleracea, 2168 nucleotides long. RefSeq names its product endoglucanase 5-like. NCBI's taxonomy places the organism in Eukaryota, Viridiplantae, Streptophyta, Magnoliopsida, Brassicales, Brassicaceae. Gene Ontology annotation, molecular function: hydrolase activity, hydrolyzing O-glycosyl compounds; carbohydrate binding. The record is from RefSeq and is a predicted model, not a curated record. The transcript is spliced from 9 exons. The coding region runs from base 142 to 2013 and encodes 623 amino acids. Gene Ontology annotation, biological process: carbohydrate metabolic process.
UUCUCUACAUUCCUCUCUCACACCAAAGUCACAGACAAAACAUCUCUCUCUAUUUAUAUACACUUAAUCACAUCACAAUUCUGAACAGAGAACAUUUUUUGGGAGAGAGAAGUUAACCUAAAGUAACAUUGAUCCAGAGAAAUGAGUAAGUUUGGUGGGUCUUUGUUCGGCUUAAACCUUUUACUGACCGUUCUCCUCGGGGCAGCCACUGCAGCAGCGGAGUAUUACAAUUAUGGAAAUGCCCUGGACAAGACAUUCUUGUUCUUUGAGGCUCAACGGUCAGGGAAGUUGCCAGCUGCCCAACGUGUCAAAUGGCGUAGCCAUUCUGGUCUCGCGGAUGGUCUUGCUCAAGGCGUGAGUUUGGAGGGAGGAUAUUAUGAUGCAGGAGACCAUGUGAAAUUCGGUUUACCAAUGGCUUUCGCAGUAACAAUGCUAUCGUGGGCUGCGGUUGAUAACCAGAAGGAGCUAUCCGGUUCGAACCAAAUGCAACAGACAUUGUGGUCAAUCAGAUGGGGUACUGAUUAUUUCAUCAAGGCUCAUCCUCAGCCUAAUGUUCUAUGGGGUCAAGUUGGAGAUGGAAAAUCUGAUCACUACUGUUGGGAGCGAGCGGAGGACAUGACCACUUCAAGAACAGCUUAUAAGCUUGACCAGUACCAUCCUGGCUCAGACUUGGCUGGUGAAACCGCUGCUGCUUUAGCCGCUGCUUCUUUAGCUUUCAAGCCGUAUAACUCCUCUUAUUCUGCUAUCCUCUUGACUCAUGCCAAAGAGCUCUUCUCAUUUGCUGACAAAUACAGAGGAUUAUACACUGAUUCAAUCCCAAAUGCAAAAGCUUUCUACAUGUCAUCUGGUUACUCGGAUGAGCUUCUUUGGGCUGCGGCUUGGCUACACCGUGCCACCGGGGACGAGUAUUACUUGAAGUAUGCUGUAAAUAAUGCUGGUUACAUGGGUGGAACCGGCUGGGGAAUGAAAGAAUUCUCUUGGGAUAACAAAUACGCCGGUGUUCAAGUCCUUCUCUCCAAGAUCUUGUUAGAAGGUAAAGGUGGUGCGUAUACUUCGACCUUGAAGCAGUAUCAGAUGAAAGCUGAUUACUUCGCUUGUGCUUGUCUCAAGAAGAAUGGUGGCUACAAUAUUCAAACAACUCCUGGUGGUUUGAUGUAUGUUAGAGAGUGGAACAAUCUGCAAUAUGCAUCUGCGGCUGCAUUUCUUCUUGCGAUUUAUUCGGAUUAUCUAUCUGCAGCAAACGCUAAACUCAACUGUCCUGAUGGUUCAGUGCCGCCUCAAGCACUUCUAGACUUUUCAAGAUCUCAGGCUGAUUAUAUUCUUGGAAAGAACCGUCAAGGGAUGAGUUACUUAGUUGGAUAUGGACCAAAAUAUCCAAUCCGAGUUCACCAUAGAGGCGCUUCGAUCCCUUCAAUCUUUAUUCAACGGUCUACUGUGAACUGUGUACAAGGAUAUGAUUCUUGGUAUAGAAGGGCUCAAGCUGAUCCGAAUGUUAUCUAUGGUGCUCUUGUUGGUGGACCAGACCAGAAUGAUUACUAUUCCGAUGACCGGACAAACUACGAGCAGACAGAACCAACAUUGUCUGGAACAGCUCCACUCGUUGGUCUAUUCGCUAAACUCUCUGGAAAAUUAGGUUCUUAUGGAGGAGGAUAUUCUAAACCUUACCAAACACCAAAACCACCAGCUUACAAAGCAACAACAACAUACACUCCAAAGCAAUCAGGUGCACCAAUCGAGUUUCUUCAUUCAAUAACUGCAAAUUGGAUGGCCUGGAACACGAGGUACUACAGACACAAAGUGAUCAUCAAGAACAAUUCUCAGAAACCGAUAUCAGGCCUCAAGCUUAAGAUUGAAGAUCUCACAGGACCUAUAUGGGGACUUAACCCAACAGGGCAAAAGAAUACUUACCAGCUUCCUCAGUGGCAAAAGACUUUGAAAGCAGGGCAAGCUUACGAUUUUGUCUAUGUGCAAGGUGGUCCUCAAGCUAAGGUCUCUGUCCUAAGUUACUACUAAUCCUUUUCUUUUAAUUAAGAUUCCAUUUUCCUUCUUUUUGUUUUUUUUUUUUUUGUUUAUGCAUUGUGUGAGAUUUGAAAAUAGCCAACCAAGUUGAGACUAAAUCUGAGAAAUGUAAAUUUGUGUCCCUUGAGAGAUAAUUAUUUUUGCCUACC